GCGCGAUAUUAUAAAUGUGAGCGGAGUAGGAUCGGUGAAUACAAGUACCAAAGAUCUCGUAGUGUGCCACGUUCGUUCGUGCUGCAACUUGGCUCCGACAAAGUUAUACAGUUUUUGUUUACCCUAAUUAACCUUGGAUCAUCACCACAGAAUUAAUCGGUGACGUGACUGUAUCUGGACUUUCGGCAAUCAACUGUUAUGGGUUCAACCGUCAGUAACUUGGGGCGCACAUAUAUCUGAUAAGAGUCGUGUGCAUAUCGGUGGACAAAGGAUUAUCAGUGCGUACAUUGGUACAGUUACAUGCAAAGAUGCCAAAGAUAAUGGAUACCGGAAAAUCCAUUGAUUUUACCAUAAAUGGAAAAUCAUAUACAAUAUCGGGGGACAUACCGGCCGACACGUCCCUCAACGUCUAUAUUCGCGACUAUGCGAAACUCCGCGGCACAAAAGCUAUGUGCCACGAGGGUGGCUGCGGCGCCUGUAUCGUGGCUGCGGAAAUCAAGGGCGAGACAAUAGCUGUGAAUUCCUGCCUGGUGCCGAUAUUAAUCUGCGAGGGAUGGUCGAUUCACACGAUUGAAGGCAUAGGAAAUAGGCUAGAUGGUUAUCACCCGAUUCAAGCUGCACUCGCUGGGAAAAAUGGCUCGCAAUGUGGAUAUUGCUCUCCUGGCAUGGUAAUGAAUCUUUACAGCCUUCUGCAAAACAAGAAAGUAACUAUGCAGGAAGUUGAAAAUUCCUUCGGUAGUAACAUCUGUCGUUGUACAGGCUAUCGCCCGAUUUUGGAUACGUUCAAGGGAUUUGCCAGUGACGCAACUCCAUCACUGGCGAAGGAUAUUCGCGACAUUGAGGAGAUCUACAAAAUCAAAACCUGCCCGAAAAGUGGAAUGCCGUGUAAAGGCACUUGCGACAAUAAACAUUUCAAAGAUGGGAAGACGGAUACGUUGGAUAUAAAGUUGGAGGACUCGGAAUUCUAUAAAGUUUAUUCAAUCGAAAACCUAUUUGCGGUAUUUCAACAGAAACCGAAGGCAACAUAUAUAUUACACGGCGGAAAUACAGCACAUGGUGUUUAUCGGGCGGACAAACACGAUCUUCGCAUCGAUAUAAACGACAUCCCCGAUUUGCGUCGCAUCGAAAAGACUAAAGAGUCACUGACCCUGGGCGGAAACGUAUCUCUCACCACGGCGAUGGAGACCUUUCAAAAGUAUUCAUCCGAGGUCGGGUUCAAGUAUUUGCGUCACCUGGCCCAUCAUAUCGAUCUGAUUGCCAGCGUGCCGGUGCGUAACAUCGGCAGCAUCGCCGGCAAUCUGAUGAUCAAGCACGCGCACCACGAGUUCCCGUCCGAUUUGUUCUUGAUGCUGGAGACGGCCGGUACCCAAAUACAUAUCCUCGAGGCACCGGGUGCCAAAAAGAGUAUGAUGCUGCAGGAUUUCUUGAAGACAGAUAUGCGCCACAAGAUCAUCUACAGCGUAGUGCUGCCGGCGUUAUCCAACGAUUACGAAUACAGAUCCUACAAGAUCAUGCCUAGGGCCCAGAACGCUCACGCUCACAUCAACGCCGGCUUUCUCUUCAAACUCGACGGAGGCGGCAAGGUGCUGGAGAAACCUAACAUCAUCUUCGGCGGCAUCAAUGAGCAUUUUCUGCACGCAAAGAACACAGAGCAACUGCUAGUAGGUAAAUCUAUCCUCGACAAGCAAGUGCUGAAGACAGCUUUGGAAACGUUGCAUAACGAACUGCAACCCGAUUAUGUGCUGCCGGAUUAUUCGCCGGAAUUCCGCAAGACUCUUGCCGAAGGAUUAUUCUAUAAAUUUGUCUUGAGCAUCAAACCGGAGAAUGUGAAUUCGAAACUUCGCAGCGGAGGUCCCCUGUUAAAGCGAGAUCUCUCUUCAGGCACACAGGACUAUGACACGGACAAAAAUGUAUGGCCGGUGAACAAACCUAUCGUGAAGAUGGAGGCGAUCCAGCAAACAUCGGGCGAGGCUCAGUAUUGCAACGACCUACCACCGUAUCCUGGAGAAGUAUUCUGUGCUCUCGUACUUACGAAAGUCGGCAAUGGCAAAAUAGAUAGCAUAGAUGCGAGCAAGGCACUUGCUAUGAAGGGUGUAGUGGCGUUUUUCUCCGCCAAGGACAUACCCGGCAAGAAUUUGUCCAUCUCAGCCGACAGUCAGCUGAUAAUGCUGAUAAAUGACGAGUUGUUGUUCGCCGAAAAGGACGUUCUCUAUUCCGGUCAGGUGGUCGGUGUGAUUGCCGCCGAGACACAUAAUCUUGCUAAUGAAGCCGCAAAAUUAGUGGAGAUCAAAUAUAGCGAGACUCUAAAGAGGAAGCCGGUGAUAACUAUUGAGGAUGCGCUCGCCUCCAAGGACGAGACCAGAUUUAUGCACAGCAUGAGCGUUCCAGCGAAGACGAAAGGAAAGAAUGUUAAACAAACGAUAAAAGGCGUUUUCACUUGCGGCAGCCAAUAUCACUACACUAUGGAAACUCAGUCCUGCGUUUGUAUUCCCGUAGAAGAUGGUAUGGACGUCUAUCCAACAUCGCAAUGGCCGGAUCUCAUUCAAGUAUCAAUCGCGAAUUGUCUUGGCGUUAAAAAUAACAGUAUCAAUGUCCAAGUGAGACGAAUCGGCGGUGGAUACGGAGCGAAAAUCUCGCGGAACGCGUUAUUCUCAUGUACCUGCGCGCUGGUAUGUCACAAACUGAAUCGCCCAGCGCGAUUAAUCUCGACUAUCGAGAGCAAUAUGCAAGCGCAGGGCAAAAGAGUUGCUACGCGUCAAGAAUACGAAGUUGGGAUAGAUGAUGAGGGAGUUAUUCAAUACUUUGACUCGAAACACUGGGGCAACUGCGGCAUCAACUUCAACGAUCCUCACGCUUUCGUUACAGUACAUCACAUGGUUAAUUGUUACGUCAACGACAACUGGACCAUCAAUGGAUUCGAAGUCCGAACCGAUUUACCGUCAAACACAUACUGUCGAGCACCAGGAUCCACGGAAGGAGUAGCCAUAAUCGAACAUAUAAUGGAACACAUCGCGAAAGUGACGAACAAGGAUCCGCUAAAAGUCAGAUUGGCGAAUAUGAACGAUGUGGAUAAGGCCGCGUUAGAACCCAUGAUAAAGGAUUUGUCGAAAUCGGCCGAUUACGAGAAGCGAAAGCGGGCCGUUGAGACGUUCAACAAUGAAAAUCGCUGGAAGAAAAAGGGCAUCGCCCUGGUACCAAUGAAAUAUCCAUUCCAAUAUUUCGGUCAGUUUAAUGCUAUGGUGUCCGUUUGCGCUCGUGAUGGUACGGUUUGCGUGACGCACGGUGGCAUUGAAUGUGGCCAAGGUAUAAAUACCAAGGUUGCUCAAGUAGCGGCCUACACUUUGGGUAUCGAUGUAGAUUUGGUUAGCGUUAAACCAACAAAUACUAUAAUAACACCCAACAAUACGGUUACGGGAGGCAGUAUUACUAGCGAGGCCUCUGCAUAUGCCACGAUUCAAGCUUGCAAACAAAUCCUGAAAAGACUCGAACCGAUAAAAAAAGAUAUGAACAAUCCAAGCUGGAAGGAACUAGUUUUUGCAGCGUAUCUAAAGGAUAUUGAUUUAUGCGCGCGUCAUAUGUACGCGGCUGCUCUGGAUGACACGAUCAAACCUUACUCCAUUUACGGUGUUACUAUUGCUGAAGUAGAGAUCGAUCUGUUAACCGGCCAGCACAUUGUCAGAAGGGUCGACUUGGUUGAAGACGCCGGGAUAAGCUUGAAUCCGGAAAUCGACGUUGGCCAGGUGGAAGGAGCUUUCGUAAUGGGAAUAGGCUACUGGACUUCUGAAGAUCUGGUGUACGAUCCUAAAACAGGAGUAUUAACAAAUGACAGAACCUGGAAUUAUAAACCUCCAGGAGUGAAGGAUAUCCCUGAGGACUUCCGCAUAUAUUUGCGUAAGAACUCGGUCAACACAUCUGGUGUUCUGCGUUCAAAAGCAACUGGUGAACCACCACUUUGCAUGAGUUGUGUAAUUCCGAUCGCGAUACGUUAUGCGUUGAACUCCGCUAGGGCAGAGGCAGGAAAUAAGGAUGUAUGGUACCAAUUAGAUUCACCGUACACUAAUGAACUUAUAAUCCUAAAAAGUUUAACCAGCAAGGAGAAAAUGGUACUUUAAAAGCAAACUAGGAUUUGCAACUUAACUGGUGAUGAAAUUAAAUUUUAUGCUUAUUGUUGUUCAAUUUUUUGAUUACUUUUUAGUUAGAAUAAGUGUAGAUGUUCUAUGCGACACAAUUUUUUCACCUAUCUGUUGUUAAUACAAAAUAUUCUAGAGUAUAACAGGACUAAGAUGAUUUAGUUAAUUAGGUAUUAAACACAACUAAGAUAAAACUUUGUUUUGUAGUAAACAUUGUUAAUAAAUGCUCUUUACAUAACACUA
This is a messenger RNA of Vollenhovia emeryi, 4373 nucleotides long. Its product is annotated as xanthine dehydrogenase/oxidase-like. The coding region runs from base 309 to 4112 and encodes 1267 amino acids. Gene Ontology annotation, molecular function: oxidoreductase activity; 2 iron, 2 sulfur cluster binding; iron ion binding. Lineage: Eukaryota; Metazoa; Arthropoda; Insecta; Hymenoptera; Formicidae. The record is from RefSeq and is a predicted model, not a curated record. The transcript is spliced from 19 exons.